UGUGACAAGGCGGCGAGUGUGACGUCACGGCCAGUCUCCCGCUGAGGCUGAGGAAGAAGGAGCAGCGGCGGCGGCGUGUAGUAGUAGUGGUGAUGAUGAGUGUGGUGACUCAGUGAUGAGUUAGUGCUGGUGCUGCUGCUGCUCAUCAUGGACUACAGUCUCAGGCGACGUAUACGGGGGUUCAGAGGAUGGAAGUUGAAAGGUGAACAGUUUGAAGCCAUAGCAACUGUAAUAUUAAGAGUACCAGGGUAUUUAAUUCUGGAUUACUGGUACCAAAAUGAUGUCCGCAACUGCAUUCCUCGGUCCUUAGCAUGGGCAGAUGUUGUGUCAUCGGGCUUUGCAAUAUUUGCUGUGAUCCAAGGUGUUCUGGUGCUGCUGCUGCCCCUGGAGCAGCUAGUGAGCCUUUACAUGCACUACCUCACUAUUGCUGUGCUGGCUGCUGCAGACACUUUCUCCAACUAUUAUAUUGAAGGGGAAAAGCACCUUGUUAAUCAGUGGCCAGAUUAUGGCACUGUCAGCUUCCAGGGCUUCUCCAAUAUGCUGAUGUUGCAGAAGUCAUUGUUUGAUCCACAUAAUGAUAUGGAAACGUUGUACCUGAGGCAGCAAGUUGCAGCUAUUGUGUUUCACACGCUUGUCGCCACAUUUGUAACGUUCUUCCUUGACUUAGAGUGCAAUAAAGAUAAGAUUCUGCUAUUAGUGUAUCUGGUGCCUGUGUUUGCUCGCCUGGCUGGCUUCCCAGUACUGGAGCUUCACCUCACUCAUAAUUUUGCUUCCUGUUUUGUUAUAUUCUUGACUGUUCAGUACAUAUUUCUGUGUGUUCCUCAUGUGUUUAAAUUUUUGAAGCACAUUUACAGCACUCUUGUAGAAAUGGUUGAACUAUAUGGACCUCUAGGAGUUAUAAUUACUCUGUGGAGUCGUCUGUUUGUUCCCAUACAGUUGCUUAUUUUCUGGUUAAUUCUUUUCAUUACUCAGCUAUAUAACCAUUAUUUACCUUCUCAUAAUACAGCUGUAGCACCUAAGCCAGGUACAGCUUUAACAUCACCUGGUGGUGCUCUGGUUGGUGUGACUGCAGCAGUAACGGGUGGGGCAACAGCUGGGUCGGCGAGUACGGCAUCUAUAGCGAGUUCGGCUCCGAGUGAGAUGUGGUAUUUGGUAAUAGUGCAGAGUGCUGCCGAGGUUUGCUACACGCCUCUCAUGUUGGCCGGCACCUGCGUCGCCGUCUCGUACGCUUCUCGGAUUAUUUUAUCCAUUACUAGAACUUACACGGCUGGUCCUGGAGCAGCACCGCUGCCAGAUGAUCUUGUUCACUCGGGCUGGACGGAGGGUGUCACAAUGGCUCUUCUGGCAGUGCAGACUUCACUCUUAAAUAUGGCAAUGCCUGAACGCUUGGCAGUUUUGUCCAUAAUCUUGCUUAUCGUUGUCUCGUCACUGGUUCAAAGUAUGUAUGAAAUUGUUGAGCCAGUAGUUUUAGCCCUCAGUGCUCAGGGUGUAGCAUCUAUAUCCAGGCAUGCUCGUGCUGUGAGUGCGUGCUUACUGUUGCUGUUGCUUCCACUAUACAUGGUUUAUAUGUUCACACUGAUAUUUGAGCAAGACUUUUGGCUACUGCUUGUUGUAUCCACAAGCAUCAUGACUUCUGUGCAAGUGUUGGGUUUAUUGGCAACAUAUGUGCUUCUCACAUGGGAUGCAGUUUGUGCACAGCCAUGGCCAGGAUUAGAUGAUUUGGUUUAUUAUACUCGAGCUACUACAAGGGUGUUUGAGUUCAUUGUUGCUGUGUUUGUUGUGGGUGCUGGGGUGAAGGAGUCUAUAACAGGUCAGUGGUCAUGGAUCAAUGCUGUUGUGUUGCUGAUUCACUGUUACUUUAAUGUCUGGCAACGUUUACAGCAAGGCUGGAAGAGUUUCUUGCUAAGAUUAGAGGCAGCUAAAAAGAUAUCUGCCUUACCAGAAGCUUCUCAAGAACAGCUGCAAGCCCACAAUGAUGUCUGUGCCAUUUGUUACGCAGAAAUGACUUCAGCUCGAACUACACACUGCAAUCACUUAUUCCAUGGCCCAUGCUUACGCAAAUGGCUGUAUGUUCAAGAUAAAUGUCCCAUGUGUCAUGCUCCCAUCACACUUAAGGAUACAGAUUAUCCUGAAAAUGCUGAGCAAGAUGCCACUGAUGCCCAUCCACCACCACCUGAGUCUAUUGAGACAGAACUGGGGGCAAAUAUUCCCUUGCCCGAUGGCGAGAAUGAAGAUUUAAGUCUUUUGAACACUGACGAGGAAGAUGGUGAAGAGUUACAAGAUGGGUAUGCAUUGCACGAACCAAUGAUAGGGAUUGAGGCGGGGGAAGCACAUGUUAGUCAUAUUCUAGAGUAAGAAGACAACUCUUGUUAUUAGUAAGCUGACAAAGUUUGAGAAGCUGAGCUUAAAGCCGUCAUUAAAAUUCUAUUCCUUACACUUUGUUUUACGAGGUGAGUGCAGGAGCAGACUACUUCUGACUCCUGUUAGCAGGCUGAGAGCUUUUCCCUACCAUAGCUCAUGGUAAGCCUUACCCACUAGUUUUACACACAGGUGGGUACAGGAGCAGACUACUUCUGACUCCUGUUAGCAGGCUGAGAGCUUUUCCCUACCAUAGCUCAUGGUGAGCCUUACCCCACUAGUUUUACACUGGAACACAACCUGCCCACUGGUUAACAGCCAGGUACCCAGUUACUGCUCGGUGAACAGAGAAAGAGUUAAGGAUUGAUGUCCAGACAGUCCUCCCUGGCCAGGACUUGAACCUCGAGAAAUCCCUCAUCGGGGGGAGUGUGGUAGUACCACUACACCGCUAGGGAAGAGUUGUGUAAAAUCUUUUGCCUACUGUAUUGCAACUAUUUGUCCUUGGAUCAGAUAUCGGCAGAGGUGGGCAGACCCUAGUUCAGCAGGGACUGAAUUCCUGGAACUUGAUCCAUUGUGAGGAUUGUGACUGGGAAAGUCAGUUUUUUCUAGGCAUGACUGAAGUAUGAACUGAUGGUCCAUUUUACAGGAAUUCUGGACAAUGUAACUUUUUUUCAAUGUUAAAAACUAGAAGAGAAAUGUGUGUUAUGUACCAAUACAAAAAUGUCUCUUUCAAAUUUGAUAUAUGAAUAAAUUAUACAUCAAAUAUAUAUUUUAAAUCAGGGUCAGUUGUGCACAAUCUAUGCAGAAAAAUGUCAUGUAGAAUUGUAUGGCAAGUGAGCUCAGCAUUGAAGGACUUGGUCAAGUUCAAUACAACUCUCCCCCUCAAGUGCCAUCGUGGAGAGGCUCUUCUCUCUGGGGAAAUACAUCAUCGGGGGGUUUCACUGACACCCAUUUUGACAUGCUAGUCUUGAAGGAAAACUGGAACAUUCAAGCUAUUAUAUUUUGUGCUAGUUAUAAGUACUGUACAGUAGUAAUUGACCGUAACCUUCAGUUCCUUUUGAGGAAUGGGUGACCAUCUUUGGAUAGCUGUUACUUCCGAAUGUACAUAGUUACUUGGUGGUCUGUUGACUAAAAUGUUUGUUUAAACUGCUUUCUGAAGAACGGCUAAAUAUCUAUAUCUAUAUUUUAUCUUAAUUACAAUUUUCCUUUAAAGUUUCCUCUCGUGUGUGUGAUACUUCGGUGAUGUUUUACCCCAUAAAUUGUUUCUCAAGUACCGUAUUACUAUAUUCUUGUGAAUUGUGUAAUGAAAAUGUUCUGAUAAGACUACAGAAAUUUUCAGCAGACAUUCCAUUAUAUCUGACCACCAGUGUGGGUGUUUUUCUUGUGAGAAUUACCCAAAAUUAAGGGUGACAGCUUUUCUAAUGUGAUAAAUGUCACUUUAUGAUCAGUGUUUAUUAAUUCAUUGUUAAUCAUAAUGUUCAAAUGGUGCAAGUUCCAUUUUCAUAAAAUAUUCAUUCUUGUUAAUUACAAACAUACUGUAUUUGGCUUCAAUCAAAAGUUCCUUGUAAAGCUUGAAUGUGAAGCACUUAAUAACACUAUUGUUGAUAUUAACAUUGAGUAAAGAAAAUAUUGAAGAAAGUUUGUAUGUCGUGACUUAACACUGCUGCAGUAACCCAAUAUGGCCCCGCAUGUUGCACACUCUAGGGACUUAUAUCAUUCUUUGACUGUUUGUUUUGACUCAUAAAUUGGCCAUUGUAGAUUCACAUGGAGCACACUUUCCACCUUAUUGUAGCAAAUUGUAGAUAAUUUAUUGAAAAUAUGAUGUAUUCAUAAUGCACACAAUU
This is a messenger RNA of Procambarus clarkii (red swamp crayfish), 4202 nucleotides long. Its product is annotated as RING finger protein 145. Lineage: Eukaryota; Metazoa; Arthropoda; Malacostraca; Decapoda; Cambaridae. The record is from RefSeq and is a predicted model, not a curated record. Gene Ontology annotation, cellular component: endomembrane system; endoplasmic reticulum.